This is a messenger RNA of Oncorhynchus nerka (sockeye salmon), 4746 nucleotides long. Its product is annotated as exostosin-2-like. Gene Ontology annotation, cellular component: membrane. The record is from RefSeq and is a predicted model, not a curated record. The coding region runs from base 189 to 2363 and encodes 724 amino acids. NCBI's taxonomy places the organism in Eukaryota, Metazoa, Chordata, Actinopteri, Salmoniformes, Salmonidae. Gene Ontology annotation, molecular function: glycosyltransferase activity. The transcript has 15 exons.
GGCGAAGAAGAGUUCCACUUCCGGAAAUCAAAUUAUUCACACGAUAGCUAAUUAAACUGUAUUGAUGUUAUCUACCUAACGUUAAAUGUAUAAAAAAUAUACAUUAUGGCUUUGCCGUUUAGCUAAGAAGAGGGUAUGAAUUAACAGUUUGUGAUCGACUUCGCACCGGUCAAGCGUGAAUUGGUUGAAUGGUCAGGCUCAGCAUGUGCGCGUCUGGAAAGUACAGUUCACGGGGCCCGGCUCUGAUUCCACGGAUGAAGACUAAGCACCGCAUCUACUACAUCACCCUGUUCUCUGUGGUGCUGCUGGGACUCAUCGCCACAGGGAUGUUCCAGUUCUGGCCACACUCCAUCGAAUCAACGGCAGACUGGAGCCUGGACCGACGCAGCGUGCACGAUGCACCUCUCGUCCAACUGCCUGUCUCCAACCCUAUUCCUGAGAGAGGGGACCUUAGCUGCAGAAUGCACACUUGUUUUGAUGUGUAUCGAUGUGGCUACAACCCUAAGAAUAGAAUCAAGGUGUACAUCUAUCCUCUGCAGCGUUUUGUGGAUGAGGGAGGAGUGCCAAUCAGCAGCACAGGCCUGUCCCGAGAGUACAAUGACCUGCUCAGUGCCAUCUCCGACAGUGAGUUCUACACUGAUGACGUCACCAGGGCAUGCCUGUUCGUGCCCUCUAUUGAUGUGCUCAAUCAGAACUCUCUGCGCAUCCGGGAGACUGCCCAGGCUCUGGCCAUGCUCCCCAGGUGGGACAAAGGGAUGAACCACCUUCUGUUCAACAUGUUACCUGGAGGACCUCCAGACUACAACACAGCCCUUGAUGUACCAAGAGACAGGGCUCUGCUUGCAGGGGGAGGCUUCUCCACGUGGACCUACAGGCAGGGUUAUGACGUCAGCAUCCCUGUGUACAGCCCUCUGUCUGCAGACGUGGAGCUGCCCGAGAGACAGCCUGGGCCCCGGCGCUACUUCAUUCUGUCGUCUCAGACGGCCAUCCACCGUGAGUACCGGGCAGAGCUGGAGAGGCUGAAGGAGGAGAACGGGGAAGCUCUGCUCCUCCUGGACAAGUGCAGCAACCUCUCUCAGGGAGUCGCCUCAGCGAGGAAACGCUGCUACAAGGGCCAGGUGUUCGACUACCCCCAGAUCCUCCAGGAGUCGUCGUUCUGUGUGGUGCUGCGCGGGGCUCGGCUGGGACAGGCCACCCUCAGUGAUGUGCUGCAGGCUGGCUGUGUCCCUGUCAUCCUGGCAGACUCAUACAUCCUGCCCUUCUCUGAGGUCCUCGACUGGAAGAGGGCAUCCGUGGUCAUUCCUGAGGAGAAGCUCCCAGAGAUGUACACCAUCUUGAAGAGUAUCCCUCACAGGCAGGUGGAGGAGAUGCAAAGACAGGCCCGCUGGUUCUGGGACGCUUACUUCAGCUCCAUGAAGGCCAUCGGCAUGACAACGCUUCAGAUCAUCAAUGACCGCAUUUACCCCUAUGCUGCCCGCACCUACGAACAGUGGAACAACCCCCCUGUGGUGAAGUGGUCGAGUGUGAACAGCCCUCUGUUCCUGCCUCUCAUCCCACCGAGGUCCCCAGGGUUCACUGCUGUGGUGCUGACCUACGACCGUAUCGAGAGCCUCUUCCGGGUCAUCACUGAGAUCUCCAAGGUUCCCAGCCUGGCCAAGCUACUGGUGGUGUGGAACAACCAGAACAAGAGUCCCCCUGAAGAUUCUUUAUGGCCGAAAAUUGCCGCGCCUCUCAAGGUGGUGCGCACCAAAGAGAACAAGCUCAGCAACCGCUUCUUCCCCUACGACGAGAUCGAGACUGAGGCCGUGCUGGCCAUCGACGAUGACAUCAUCAUGCUGACGUCUGAUGAACUACAGUUUGGCUACGAGGUGUGGCGGGAGUUCCCAGACCGGUUGGUGGGGUACCCGGGUCGGCUCCACCUGUGGGACCACGAGACGGGGAAGUGGAAGUACGAGUCCGAGUGGACCAACGAGGUGUCCAUGGUUCUGACUGGAGCAGCCUUCUACCACAAGUACUUUAACUACCUGUACACUUACAAGAUGCCAGGAGACAUCAAGAACUGGGUGGAUGCUCAUAUGAACUGUGAGGAUAUCGCCAUCAACUUCCUGGUGGCCAACAUCACUGGCAAAGCCCCCAUAAAGGUGACCCCAAGGAAGAAGUUCAAGUGUCCUGAGUGCACAGCCAUUGACGGUCUGUCCCUGGACCAGACACACAUGGUAGAGAGAUCGGAGUGCAUCAACAAGUUUGCGUCGGUCUUCGGCACCAUGCCCCUGAAGGUAGUGGAACACCGUGCAGACCCAGUCCUCUACAAGGACGACUUCCCAGAGAAGCUCAAGAGUUUCCCCAACAUCGGCAGUCUCUGACCGGACAGGGCUGUGGCCCAGCAACCCCCAGACACCCAUACAUACCCAGCAUCUUCUAGUUCAGGGGAGACAUAGAGUUUAUCUGUCCAUAUAGAACUAUCUGGAAGGUUGUUGUUGUUCUCUGUAGGGUGGUGUGGGGUUGGGAGCCUGUAUUGUUCCCUUUCCUAAAUACUGCUUUGAAUUGGAAGUGGUGAGAGAUGAGGUGUGUGUGCUCAUUGGUUGGCUGGACAGAAUCCACUGUGCGACAGAGAUGACAAGUCUGUGUAUGUCCACUGCUGCUUUAUUCAAACCAGAGGCCCGUGGGCUCUUUGGCUGAUCUGGGGUCAGUGUAUAUAAAUCACACUGACGGUGCUACAUUUUAAUGUAGCAUGGUGAGUCAGGACUGCUGUCUGCCAAGCACAGGGUGAGCAAUUGUGUAAUAUGCUGAACACCCGUAGAGAUAAUAUAUCCCAUGUCAUUUAUCUCGAACUGAUGAAUUUUUUGUAAAUGAUAAAUAAUAUGAGACAAGGUAGUUUAAGAGGGUGCUUCUCGUCUAAGGUAAUUUCAUGGCAUGAGCCAUUUUUAUUUGUUUAGUGUGAGCACUGCAGAAGUGUACGGUCAGCUUUCUCUGCAUAGAGGAUAUAUCGCAAAUAAUAUGUACACUAUAUAUUUACUGCCAAUUGAUCUACUGCUAACACUUUUCAAAAGAAUGACCAGUAUCUGGACACUUGAAUGACCUUUUUUAAAGUGUUGUAUGAUGAACUAUUGCAGUAACAUCUAGUCUGGUAUAAUAGGGAAGACACUGUAAUUGAUGCGGUGACAUUGGACUGUCUGCUUCAUGGAGAUGUAGGCACCAGGUUGUACAACUCCCCAAUUUUGAUGUCUCUUUUUGUUUAAUCUUUCUGUUAGUCCGUGUAGGCUUGCUCAUCUCUCUAAAGGAAUGUCCUAAGCAUUUGAAGUUUUUUUUUUUUUUUUUUUACUUGUGUAAGGAUUGUUUGUGAUAAAUGUGUCCCAAAAUAUAUAUAAAUAUGACUUAGUGAAGAAAUACAUGCUAAAUAAAGAUGUUUUUCAUUGGCCUGGGAUUAAAGAAAGGAACAAUGGCGCUGCCAGACUCCAACCAAGGUGAAUGAAUUGAGGAGCAAACUGAAGUGAAGAGGAAAUGCAGCUACUGGAGAACAGAGGGAGUUGAUAAAAGUGCUUGAAAAAAAUGUAAUCGGAAGUGUUCUAGAUGUGGAUGACGAUGUUGUAUGCAUGUUUAUUGGAGUGGUUUUCUCAUGCACAGUCACCAGUAGCAAGCCUCUGUGUCAGUCACGCUCUCUGUCCUCAUUUUGAUUCGGUGAAAGCCCAUGUCUGACCAGGGCUGUUGUGACAGCCAGGCCGUGUGCAGCACCACUGUUUAGCCUCGCCUGUCACCUGUUAAUAUACGCUCCCUAAUCCACCCUGUACAAUGUCAGCAGUUCAAAGGAACGCUGUUAGUAUUUUUUGUCGACUGCGUGACUUUCUUGGAGGUUGUGCGAUCUCAUUUCAUCCCUCAUGUCUGAAAUACUGAGGGAUUUUAGGCUGUCACUGCAACUGAUGCAAUCAUGGUAUAUAUGAGAUAGAUGAUAUGUAAAUACAAGAAGAUGGACGUGUUUCUUUUUUUACACUAGAGUUUUAUUGAAGGCCCCCCCCCCACCUUCCAUCCUAAUUAUAUAGACAUCAGUAAAAACAGAACACCAGAAUCCCAAAAAUCUCCACACACGUUAUUACGUGUGUUGCCCAUUGCUGCAGGACAUUGUGAAAACUGCUACUCUUAAUGACUCCUCUGAGAGUCUUGCCAUCCUAAAAACAUCCCAGUCUUUAAAUGUAGGACGUUUCCGUGAGAGUAGGAAUCCUUCUGCAGUAGCAUCAUUCCCACCACACAACAGCAUAGAAAGAUUGUCAAAUAUUGAGCGCCGACCUCUUUGACUAAAUGUGUUUUAUUGUUUGUUUAAAGGUCCAAUGCAGCCUUUCUAAUCGCAAUAUAGAAUUAUUUCAGGGUAACAGUAAAGUACCUUACUGUGAUUUCAAUUAAAAUGGUCAAAAAGAAGCCAAAAUAACUUCUUAGCAAAGAGCAAUUUCUCAAGCAAGAAUUUUGCUCGACUGUCUGGGAAUGGUCUGAAUGGGGAGGGGAGAACUGAACACCAGCUGUUAUUGGCAGAGCAGGUUGUAACUCUGGUGUUGACACCAGGCAGACCAAAACUCCAUCCCACCAUUUUCACCAUUUCACAGUAUUAUUACAACCUCAUAGUGUGGAAUAUAUAAAAGCAGGAAAAUCACAUUUUGGAGUGCAUUGGACCUUUAAAUAAUUGGCGGGAACUAUAUGAAAUUACUAAUGACAAUUGAAGCUGCACUUCAGUUAUCCAUUAAAAUAAAUUGUAGUUGA